Molecule: messenger RNA, 1687 nt
Organism: Cynara cardunculus var. scolymus (artichoke)
Lineage: Eukaryota; Viridiplantae; Streptophyta; Magnoliopsida; Asterales; Asteraceae
Product: RNA pseudouridine synthase 2, chloroplastic
Exons: 8
Coding region: 9-1322 (437 amino acids)
Biological process (GO): pseudouridine synthesis
Molecular function (GO): RNA binding; pseudouridine synthase activity
Source: RefSeq, a predicted model, not a curated record
UCGACAGAAUGUUGUCAUCUAUCCCCACUGCAAGAACGCUCACCAAUUCCUUCGCGUCUUUCUUCCAUCGGAAUCCACCAAUUCUUACUCCAAUUCAUCAAAGGGUUUCCGUUACUUUUUGUUCCGGAGCCCUAGAUUUUGACGACGAACCACAAGGAGAAGAAGAUGUCUUUUCUGGCGGCCGACGACGAACGAAUUACACCGGUGUUCGGCUCGAAGAGAGCGUUGAAGAACUUAAAUCGGGAAAGAUUAGGCUUGAUACUUGGAUUUCUACUCGAAUAAACGGCAUUAGUAGAGCUAGGGUUCAAUCAAGCAUUCGAUCAGGACUCGUCUCCGUCAAUAAUCGUGUUACUGUUAAGGCCUCACACAUGGUAAGACAUGGUGAUAAGGUUGAAUGCACGAUAUCGGAGUUGCAACCCUUAAAGGCUGAAGGAGAGGAUAUAGCUUUAGAUAUUGUUUAUGAAGAUGAACAUGUAUUGGUUGUUAAUAAGCCUGCACACAUGGUUGUUCAUCCAGCACCUGGAAACACUACUGGAACACUAGUAAACGGCAUUCUUCAUCAUUGCAGUCUCCCGACACCUUCAUUCCAAGAUCAGGAAUUACUAUCAGAUUCUGAUGAUUUGGAUGACAUUGAGCUAGAUGAACCCUUCAUAAAUCAGACUGACUCAAAGGAUUUCAGUUUCGGUACUAAUGAAACAUCUGUUCGUCCUGGGAUUGUGCAUAGAUUAGAUAAAGGCACAAGUGGAUUGCUUGUUGUUGCAAAGGAUGAGCAUUCGCACGCUCAUUUAUCUCAACAAUUCAAGCAACACACCAUCCAGAGGAUAUACGUCAGUCUCACUUGUGGAGUUCCUUCUCCAGCUUCGGGUCGUGUUGAUAUCCCAAUUGGCCGUGAUUUGACAAAUCGGAUUCGUAUGGUUGCUGAUACGGGACCGACCAAAUGUGGAAAAUCUCGCUAUGCUGCUAGUAGGUACAGAGUAGUCGAGAUACUUGCUGGUGGUGGAUCGGCAUUGGUUGAGUGGAAGUUAGAGACGGGCCGCACCCAUCAGAUUCGAGCACAUGCAAAGUACCUGGGCAUACCUUUAAUGGGAGACGAGGUGUAUGGAGGUACUAAAAACAUGGCCCUGGCUCGGCUGCACCCCAAGAACCCGUCAAGCUUACACGGUCAGCUUUCACAGAUUGUCUCGAAACUCGACAGACCUUGUCUCCAUGCGUUGACUCUUGGAUUUACGCAUCCUUGCACCGGAGAGAAAAUGCAAUUUUCAUGCUUGCCUCCUGUAGAUUUUGCUGAACUUUUGACGGGACUUCGUAAUAUAAGCACGUAGAAGACCAGAGGGAUCCGAUAAAGUUUUGGUCAUCCAUUUUCGGCAUUCCGCUCUAGAUCUUGUUUCUUAUGAAUCGAAAGCGAAACAGCACAUAUGGUAUACUGUUCAACUUCAUGAGGAAGGCAAGAAAAGGACUGUUAGUUGAUGGCUGCAUUGAAUUUGUGGGUUAGAGGUGUUAAUAAUGGCAGACUGCAAUCUGCAUUGCUUGUUCAGGUAUCAAGCCUGCUUCUUCAUUGUUUACUGACAACACUAUGCAUGCAUUGCAUAUUUUUUCUAGAUUUGACAUCUAAUCUUUAUGAUUCAUUUAGGAAAAAAAAACAUGUAUCAACACACUAACCGAGUAAGAGCAUUGUUCGGGUAAGCGA